AUGCCCAUUACACGCGCAACGGCUCUGGCCAUGAGCGACGACGCCGCCGAUGAGUCGACACAGCCGCGCGCGUCGCGCUUCAAGGAACACACAAACACCAACGGCAGCAUACGACCGCCGCCAGACGAGCUAUGGAAAGACAUUGGCAUCGAAGAGCUGAUCGAGCAGUUCAACGAGGAGAACGCGAAGCCGCCGACGUCGAGAAAGAGCUCUGCGAACCGCAUGCCCCGCCUGGUCAAGUCGGCUUCUUCGAGGGCUGCUUCUGGUAGCGGGACCCCUACGGAAUCCAGCUUUAGCACAAGCGUCCAGGCAUCGGCAACCGCGCCGACAGAGACGACUUAUGCCCGCCUCCAGCGCGCGUUCGCUUCCAUGUUCGGCAGUGUUCUGGGCAAGCGCAAAGCUGGGAACGCAGACGCGGAGCGGGAGAAGGACCAGCACCAGCAACUACUCGACCAGCGCAAGAGGGAUGCCGAAAUCGCCUAUCACGAAGCGAAGGACCUGGGUCUUCUUCCUCAACCAAAGGUCUUUGUACGACCCGCUAUGAGGUCGCGGCAGUUUGGUACCCCAUCCCAGCCUGUUGCCGCUGAGAAGAUGCAGCUUGGCCUGACCGCAGCCAUGGCAGAGGCAGCGACCCCAAUCCGCACACCGCGAACACCAACCCUCCGCCACACCCCCAGCAAGAAAGACCUGCACAAGCAGAAGAAGCUUACGAAGCGCGUCUCUGACCUCGAAUACAAGCUCGCCUCUGCGAAGAAGGAGCUCCAGACCGUCCUCUACAACGACAUACCGCCCGUCCCACGCAUCCCCGACUUCGCACCACCCACCCCCGACGUCACCCCGAGCGAAAACGAAGACCCAUCACGAAACACAACCCCUGUCGAAGUUGAGCCACCCGCCAGCAUCGGCAAGAUCGUAAAGAAGCGCAAAGCCACCAUCCACGACUCGGACGGCGAGUACAAGCCCAUACCCACCGACUCCGAAGGCGACAUCGACAUGCUCUCCGCUGCAUCCGCCUCUGAAGCCGAAGUGUCGGAGCGCACCGAGCGCAGUAUAAAGCGCGUCAAGAGCACCGCCAACAAGAAGAGCCCCCGACGAUCUAGUUCGAGGCUCACCAAGAGAUUCUCGAGGAGUAAUCUCAAGAGCGAAGAGCCUGUGCGUGUUGUGCCUGAUGGUAGGGACGUUCCUGACGUGCCUAGUAUACCGCGUGAGAUGGAGGGCAAGGGCAAGAAGGUCAAGGUUGGGGAUGAUGGGUUUGGGGGGUUGGGCCAUGAGAUCUUUUGA
Alternaria infectoria is the source of this 1281-nucleotide messenger RNA. RefSeq lists its product as uncharacterized. Bases 1 to 1281 code for a protein of 426 amino acids. The transcript has a single exon. The record is from RefSeq and is a predicted model, not a curated record. NCBI's taxonomy places the organism in Eukaryota, Fungi, Ascomycota, Dothideomycetes, Pleosporales, Pleosporaceae.